UGCUUUAACUCUCCCUGUCAGUGGCUCCAGCAGCCGAGGUGAGCUCCGGGUCCACUUUGAAGACUUUGUGUGAGAGCUGCAGAGGUGGAGGAAACCGAGCAGAGCGUGAAAGUACCAAAAGAAACAAACCACAGGUGUGUCGGAUGACAGAGCAGUAGGAACCGAUUUGGCCCCUUUGGAGCAGCUCGGAUAAUAAAUUUUUGUGAUGGAGUGGCGUGAGCAGUCUGCUGUCAGCUGCGACGAAGCCUACGUCGAGGCACAGAGAUGGAUUGAGGCAGUAACCAAGAAAAAAUUUGGGAGCGACGACUUCCGAUCAGCGCUGGAGAAUGGCGUUCUGCUGUGUGAUCUGAUCAACAAGAUCAAGCCUGGUAUCAUCAAGAGGGUUAACAGGCUGCCCACACCUAUUGCUGGACUGGACAACCUCAACGUCUUCCUCAAGGCCUGCGGGAGGCUCGGACUAAAGGAAGCACAGCUGUUUCACCCGGGAGAUCUCCAGGACUUAUCCACAAGAGUAACAGUCAAGCAUCAAGAGACCAACAGGAGGCUGAAAAAUGUAUUGAUCACCAUUUACUGGCUGGGUAGAAGAGCUCAGUGUGAUCGUUUCUAUGAUGGACCCUACCUGAAUUUCAAGGCAUUUGAGGGAUUAUUGGGCACAGCACUAUACAAGGCUCUGCAGGAUUCGUCCAGUCAGAAAGGCAGCAACGUCAGAGACAGCGGUUUUGGAGAUAGCUGGUACUCGGAACGAGAGGAGCUCUUUCAACUGAGAGGAGGAGGAGGCGGAGGAGGAGGCGGACACCGGAGAGACGACUCCCUGGACAGCUUGGACUCUUUGGGCUCCCGACCCCAGAGCAUCUCAUCUGACACCACUCUUAAAGGCAGCAGCGAGGGUUGUUGCAGUGACACUGAGGCAGACUCUGUCUACAGGAUGGCUGACAACAAGGACGGUAUCAGUUACCGCCGGUCAGUAACCAUCACACCCAAGGCCACUGCCCAGUUUAACCAGUUCCUGCCCACUAAAGACAAACCCUCAGGCUACGUGCCGGCUCCACUGAGGAAGAAACGGGCCGAACGCAAUGAGGACAGCAGGCGCAGCUGGGCCAACCCCACAUAUGCAGAGGAGGAAGGCACACUCACCAGACAGCACCAAACGCAAGAGAGUAUCGACGGGAGUAAAUCAGCAGGCAAUAUCCAGGUCGACCCUGCCAUCAUCCGGCAGGUUCGCUACGAAGAGCUGCAGAAGUAUCGUGAGCAGAUAAAGGACAGUGAGGAUAAGUGGCAGGAUGACCUGAGCAAAUGGAAGAACCGGCGCAGGAGUGUCAACUCUGAUAUAGUGAAGAAGAAAGAGGAGAGGGAGAUGAUAGAGCAGAUUACGUACAGCAGCAGUAGCAGAAAGUCCAAGACCUUCAAGGAGAUGCAAGAGGAGAGAGAAGGUAAGAGGAACAGCAUUGGCAGCCGUAUUGGAUCUUUAUCCUACCUGGACGACGAAGACGUAUUUGAGAAACCCGUCAUUUCCCCACGUACACGAACCCUUCCUGCCAGGAGCUACACUAUUGACACUCCUUACUAUUCCCCUGAACCCUCUGAGCCUUCUCUGAAAGAGGUCGAACCCCCCGCUGCCUCCCCAGCGACUGGCAGAGCUGCCUCCCCAGUGACUGGCUGGGCUGCUUCUCCAGUGACUCGCAGUGCCACUUCUCCAGUGACUCGCAGGGCCGCUUCUCCAGUGACUCACAGGGCCGCCUCCCCACCCACCUCACGGGAAGUUGACGUCGUGGACAGCCCUGCAGGCAGCAACGCCACGACCACCAUCACCUCCACCAGCCGCAGCUUUUUCCGCAGCUCCCAGCCUCCAGCAGCCGCACCUUUACAGACGCGUCCAGUCUCAGAACACACCAGCACAGUCAAGACAGAGGAGACAACGACCACAGUCUCCUCUUUUACCUCCCUACCAAAGGUGCCCGAGCCAAGGCGCCCAUUGUCGUUCACACAGACUGAGGUGGGGGCCCCCUCCUCUGGUUCUCUGUACAAACAACAACCACAGCCCAGCUCAAUGGAACCCAAGCCUCCCGGGGUGUCUCGGGUUUCCGCCUCCCUCCCCAGGAGCUACCAGAGAUCGGAUAGCGCACGUCUAACCUCAGUUGUCACGCCAAGGCCCUUCGGGACCCAGUCGUCCCGCCUCACCUCACUUCCCCGAGCCUUUGCAAUGGACGACUCUCAGAAGCGUGUCAAUGGUAACACUGAAAUUUCCAAGAAGUCGUCGGUGCCGAGCCGCUAUCACCAGUUCAUGACCUCUGAGGAUGAGGCUGAAGCUGAGGCCCAGUCCAGCUCGGCCCACAGCAGUGAAGACGAGGAGGAGGAGAAAGAAGACAAGACCACGGUGAAGAGCAUCACCUCUUCUCAGAGUGUCUCACCUGUCCCUCCUCAGGUUAAGGGUGAAGUCUCAGUCACUCCUGCUCCAGCCAAAGACACCAGCCAGGAGAACUACUGUGAUAGGCGGAUCAGCCUGAACCAGAAACCCAACAGCAGCAGAGACUUUGGCUUCCAGGCAGCCUGGGACUCGACAGGAGCUCGCGUCACGUCCAUCCAGCCAGGCAGCCCGGCAGAGAUGUGCCAGCUUCAGACCGGAGACGAGGUGCUGACGGUGAACGGGCACCAGGUGGCAGAAAUGAGCUACACAGACUGGAAGUCCCGCAUGGAGGAGGCUCUGCAAGAGGGCAGUCUGGUCAUGGAUAUACGCCAUCAUGGCAAGAACAACUGGGACAGAGAUCAACCUUCCCUGCCAUUUAAAAGCCAUAAGACCAUCAAUCUGACCAGUACGGAUCAUCCGAUACUUCUAGGUUCCCCCGACACAAACAUUGUCAGCUCCAGCCUGGAUUUCACCUCACGCGCCUCCAUGGAAAAGCUGCCGUCCAAAGAGGCCCCUGCCCAUCCAGUCGUCGAUUUGGCUUCAAACGGAGUUAAUGGAGGUUUCCGUGAGCAGUCAGUGACCAUGAGGAGCAAAGAGUCAGAACCCAUAUCUUUGAAAAACUUAAAACGGAGGUCAGAGUUUUUUGAACAAGGAGGAUCAGAGUCUGCGGUGCCAGAUAUUCCUGUUCCUUCAAUCGCUCCAACUUCCAGCCGCUGGUCCUGGGACCCAGAAGAGGAGCGCAGAAGACAGGAGAAAUGGCAGAAGGAGCAGGAGCGCCUCCUGCAGGAGAAAUAUAAGCGUGACCAGGAGAAGUUGCAGGAAGAAUGGCUGAAAGCUCAGCAGGAGGUUGCUGAGAGCGAGAACCAACAGCAGCCUGAGAGCCUGGAGGUGAACAGCCACAGCAUCAGCCCACACUCUCCCCUCUCUCCUGUCAGCCAGCCCACCUCUGCUCUGUGGGAAGAGGAAGACAGAAAGAGGAAGGAGGAGCAGGAGCGCCUGAGGCAGGCGGAGGAGCGGGAGCGCCAAAGGCAGGCGGAGGAGAGGAGGAAGAGGGAAGAGGAGGAGCGGGAGCUCCAGCGUCUGCAGGAGGAGAGGAAGAGGAGAGAAAGGGAGGAGGAGGAGGAGAGGAAAAGGAGGGAGGAGGAAGAGCUGAGAUGGCAGAGGAGGAGAGAGGAGGAGAGGGAGGAGGAGAGGAGGCGGCAGGAAGCGGCAGAGCAGCAGCGCAGAGAGCGGGAGAGAGCCUUCGAGCAGCAGCAGCAGUGGGCUGCUGGCUCCCACGGCUUUGCCAAUGUCCAGCCGUCUCUGUCCUAUGCAGACAGGAUGAAAUCUAAAUCAUCUCCCCAGCUUGAUGAAGAGGACAAACCUCAGAGAAAAGGUGCAUACAUGCAGCUGGGGGGCAUGGCUCACUAUCUGCUGGAAGAGCAGGUGAGGAGUGCGAGUGACAAACAGGCCCAGAGUGAGAGGGCUGCGUCAGAGCUGGAGAUGGAGAGGAGAUAUAUCCUCAAUGCCAUGAGAUACAGAGAGCCAGAGAGAGUGGCGGGCAGCGGAGUGGCUGAGAGGAAGGGUCAGCAGUCCAUGUCGCAGGCAGAGCUGGAGCGGCAGCAGAUCCUGAACGAGAUGAAGAAGAAGACGCCGCUGCUGACAGACAGGAGCUGGAUCCGCCAGCGCUCCUCCCCUGCCGUCAAGGAGCCUGAGGACGUGCCACCCAUGCGCAGAGGCGAGUCUCUCGACAACUUGGACUCCUACAACUCCUGGCGCUCAUCUUGGACACCUAGAAGCAACUCUCACAUCCAAAACUACACUCGGCCUCACUCUGCCCUCUCUGGCAGCACUUCCUUUUACAGUGGCGGGCUGGGAGCCCAGCAGUCCGGCUCCUCCACUCUGCCUUCCUCCUACUCCAUGGGCUCCCUCCGAGGCGGGGCAGGAACCCCCUCGUCCCCUUGGUCCCGGCAGUCGCCCUCCCCCUCACCCUCCUCCCCGUCACCCACCACCUCUCCAGAGCCCACGUCCGAGGCAGGCGCCCCUCGGAGCAGGUCAGUGAGUGGCAAGAAAAUCUGUACGUUCUGUGACACCCCGCUGGGAAAGGGAGCGGCCAUGAUCAUCGAGUCCCUCGGGCUCUGUUAUCAUUUGGGCUGUUUUAAGUGUAUCGACUGCAAAUCCGACCUGGGAGGAUCGGAAGCCGGGGCUGAAGUCAGAAUACGAAACAAACAGCUCUACUGUAACUCCUGCUACAUGCGAUUUAAAGCUGGCCAGCCAACCUCUAUGUGACGUGACUGUGCUCCAGCAGAUUGAUGAAGAGACUACUUGUGAUAAUAACCCAUGAACAUUACCGUGAACAUUGAAGCCAUUGCAAAUAGCCGGGACACUUGGUUUGGACAUAUUUCCGUUUAUAACACUAAAGAAAAAAUCUUGGUUGCCUCACUGAUGAGAGUUAUAUUCAUGUUUGUUUUCCAGUGUGUGAUUGAGAGGGUAAGCUUGCAAAGAAGUUAUCUACUUUAAUGUGUUUAUAUCAUCUUAAGUAUUACAGUUGUACAAAGCGUAAGGGUUCUGCAUGCACCAGUUUUUAAAUGUUUUAGCCACGCAGUUAGUAAAACGUUAAAUUGUCUAUAAGAUUACUGAGGCUUUGUUGUGUUGAGGUUUGAAUGACCGUCACUGAGACAGAUUUUUGGAGAUCUUUUAGAGAGUUUUCAAGGAAUCCUGCAGGAUCAUCUCCUCUUGCUCACGCUUGUUUUCCCGCUGAGUCUUGUGGUAUUAACUUUGUCAACCGUCUUAUGAUGUCUAUGUGCCUUUUUCAUUUGUAACAGGGAGAAGUCUUGUUAGAAUUAUCUCAAAAUAUAUUUAAAAACCGUCUACGUGGAUAGCACUUGCCUGGAGUUUUCAUUGAUAGAUGGAUUGUACACAUAAGCAGGUUUUCCGUGUGAAGAAUAUAUCAAGCUGAAUGGCAUUGAGGCAAACAGUAACAUUUGUAAAUAAAAUGACUAAA
This is a messenger RNA of Epinephelus moara (kelp grouper), 5387 nucleotides long. RefSeq names its product LIM domain only protein 7-like. Gene Ontology annotation, biological process: regulation of cell adhesion; regulation of signaling. Lineage: Eukaryota; Metazoa; Chordata; Actinopteri; Perciformes; Serranidae. The coding region runs from base 206 to 4672 and encodes 1488 amino acids. Gene Ontology annotation, molecular function: protein binding. The record is from RefSeq and is a predicted model, not a curated record. The transcript has 31 exons.